AUGAUUCGCUUGUGGUUCCCCUCUCUUCUUGCUUAUGGACUUACAAUACUGCAGGGGGUGAAUUGUUGGACAUACCAUUAUUCAGACACAAACAUGACCUACAGGGAAGCAGAGCUGUGGUGCAAAAAGAGGUAUACUAACAUGGUUGCCAUUCAGAAUAAGGAGGAAAUCAACUACCUCAAUAACUUCUUACCCUUCAAUCCGGGUUACUACUGGAUUGGUAUCAGAAAAAUUAAUGAGGUGUGGACCUGGAUUGGAACUAACAAAGAACUGACAGAAGAGGCAGAAAACUGGGCUUCGGGUGAGCCAAAUGGCAAAGGGAACAAUGAGGACUGUGUUGAAAUCUACAUCAAAAGAGGGAAGGAUGAUGGCAAAUGGAAUGAUGAGCAGUGUGAGAAAAAGAAGGUCGCCUUGUGCUACACAGCUUCUUGCAACCCAUCUCUCUGCAAUGGCCAUGGAGAAUGCAUAGAGACUAUUAACAAUCAUACCUGCCAUUGUAACCCUGGAUUCUACGGGCCUGAAUGCGAGUUUGUUGAGAGUUGUGAUCCACUACAGAAACCUGAUCAUGGGAGCCUUGAGUGCAGCCAUCCAUUGGAGAAUUUCAGCUACAACUCAUCCUGCACAGUUCAGUGUGAGGAAGGCUAUGAACUGACUGCAUUGGAAUCUGUAUACUGUACCUCUUCUGGGGUCUGGUCUGCCCCCCUUGCAGCAUGCAAAG
Pelecanus crispus (Dalmatian pelican) is the source of this 718-nucleotide messenger RNA. The record is from RefSeq and is a predicted model, not a curated record. Lineage: Eukaryota; Metazoa; Chordata; Aves; Pelecaniformes; Pelecanidae.